Paramormyrops kingsleyae is the source of this 2478-nucleotide messenger RNA. Its product is annotated as extracellular calcium-sensing receptor-like. Gene Ontology annotation, molecular function: G protein-coupled receptor activity. Gene Ontology annotation, biological process: G protein-coupled receptor signaling pathway. The record is from RefSeq and is a predicted model, not a curated record. NCBI's taxonomy places the organism in Eukaryota, Metazoa, Chordata, Actinopteri, Osteoglossiformes, Mormyridae. Gene Ontology annotation, cellular component: plasma membrane.
CUCGCUCUCUCUGGAGACAUCUUGAUUGGGGGGCUGUUCCCCCUGCACAUCGUCGUGUCCGAGCCAGAGCUGCCCUUCACUAAGAGACCCCGACCGGGCCAGUGCUCGGGCUUUGACUUCCGGGCAUUUCGGUGGCUCCAGACCAUGGUGUUUGCCAUCGAGGAGAUCAACAGAGACCCCGACCUGCUUCCCGGCAUCCAGCUGGGUUACCGGAUCCUCGACAGCUGCGAUCAUGUCCAUACAGGCCUGCGGGGGGCACUGUCGCUGGUCAAUGGCUCGUCAGGGUGGGCGGACGCUGACCGCCCCUGCCUGACCGGAGCCCCUGUGCCGGCUAUAAUCGGCCUAGCGUCGUCAUCACCGACCCGGGCCGUCGCACAUACCCUCGGCCCCUUUGACAUCCCACUGGUCAGUUACUUUGCCACGUGUGAGUGCCUAAAGGACAAACGGCAGUUCCCCUCCUUCCUGCGCACGGUGCCCAGCGACCUCUUCCAGGUGCGGGGGCUCGUCCAGCUGGUGGCACACUUCGGAUGGCGAUGGGUGGGUGCCAUCGGCACGGAGGACGACUACAGCCGCUACGGGAUCCAGGCGUUCCGGGAGCAGCUAGCGGAGCGGGGCGGCUGCCUGGCAUUCUAUGCCACGCUGCCCAAGGCGGAGAACCCUGAGCGACUGGCCCAUGUGGCCGAUGCCCUGGAGGCCUCCAGCGCCCGCGUCAUCCUGGCCUUCUCCACCGAGGGCCAGCUCUAUGGGCUGCUGAGUGAGGUGGCACGCCGAAACCUGACGGGCCGCCAGUGGAUCGCCAGUGAGGCCUGGGUGACGGCCAGCCUGCUCUCCGGGCCACAGUUCCGGGACACGCUGGCCGGGACGCUGGGCUUCGCUUUCCGGAAAGCCUCCAUGCCAGCCCUGGGUGACUUCCUCCUUCGCGUGCGGCCCUCGCCUGCACCCAACUCCGUCUUCGUCAACGCCUUCUGGGAAGAGCUCUUCGGCUGUAGGCUGGACUUCACUGGGGGCGCUGAUGAGGCCCCGGGGUCCAACCAGCCGUCUUGCAGUGGCGCCGAGGAUGUGAGAGGCAGGAACAGCGUGUACUCAGACGUGUCGCAGCUGAGGGUCUCCUACAAUGUGUACAAGGCCGUGUACGCCAUCGCUCACGCUCUGCACCGCCUGCUGUGCUGCGACGGCCCUGGGGACGGAGCAGGGAGCAGGAGCUGCGGGGCCCUGCUGCCACUCCAGCCACGACAGUUGCUCUCCUACCUGAAGAGAGUGAAUUUCACCACCAGGUUUGGGGAGAAGGUUUAUUUUGACAGCGACGGGGAGCCCGUUCCCCUGUACGACAUCGUCAACUGGCAGAGGGACAGCAGGGGGAUCAUCACGUUCAAGACUGUGGGGACCUUUGAUGCCUCUGCUCCAGUGGGGGAACAGCUCAGGAUGGACCAGUCCACCAUCGUGUGGACGGGGGGAGAGACGCAGGUUCCCAUCUCCGAGUGCAGCCACAGCUGUCCCCCUGGGACCAGGCAGGCCUCACGACCCCGGGAGCCCAUCUGUUGCUUUGACUGCCUCCCCUGUGCCGAUGGAGAGGUCAGCAACCAAACAGGCUCCUCAGAGUGCAUGAAGUGCCCUCAGUACCACUGGUCGGACCCAGACAGGGUGGCCUGUUUGCCCAUGCUGGAGGAGUUCCUGUCCUUCCAGGACAUCUUGGGCGUUGUUCUAGCCUUGCUGUCGGUCCUCGGGGUGACCGUGACGCUGGUAGUCACGGGCAUCUUCUACCGAUUCCGGGACACGCCAAUCGUACGCGCCAACAACUCGGAGCUGAGCUUCCUGCUGCUGGCAUCGCUGGCGCUCUGCUUCCUGUGUGCCCUUCUCUUCAUCGGCCGGCCUUCGCCCUGGUCCUGCUGGGCGCGGCAGGCCACUUUCGGCGUCGCCUUCGUUCUCUGCAUCUCCUGCAUCUUGGCCAAGACCAUGGUGGUGCUGGUGGCGUUCUGGUCCACCAUACCCGGAUCCAAUGCUGUGCGGCUUUUUGGGCCCACCCAGCAGAGGGCGCUCAUCUUCUCCUGUACAGCCGUCCAGGUGGUUCUGUGUGUGUCCUGGCUGACCUGGGAUCCACCUUCACCCAUUAAGAACACGUCCUACCAAGCCGGACGGAUCAUUCUGGAGUGCCAGGAUGGUGCAAUCCUUUACCUGGUGCUAGGCUAUAUCGGGCUGCUGUCCUGCAUCUGUUUUGACCUUGCCUUCCUGGGCAGGAAGUUGCCAGAUACCUUCAACGAGGCCAAACUCAUCACCUUCAGCAUGCUCAUCUUCUUCGCCGUAUGGAUCUCCUUCAUCCCUGCCCACCUCAGCUCUCCGGGCAAAUACACCGUUGCCGUGGAGAUCUUCGCCAUCCUGGCAUCCAGCUUCAGCCUCUUGCUCUGCAUUUUCCUGCCUAAAUGUUUUAUCAUCUUGCUCAAACCUGAGAAGAACAUCAAGAAAGGCAUGGUGAGCAAGUAG